GCUCUCUCAAUCUAUGGCACAUGACCAUGGAUGGAAACACUGAUUUUGCCAAAGUUCGCUACAUCACCCACAAAUUGCGAAUGUGUGGGCAUCGCUUUUGUGUGACUCAGAUUGUCGCUCACCCCUUGCUUCCUCUCGUACUAACUGUAUCUCAGUCUCGAUGUAGUCGAGUUGAUGAUAUUGCUAGGAAAUCGUUGUCUGAAGUGAUUCUUUGGAGGACUUGCUCUGUAGGUCCACUUUGCAAAAGUGGUGGUAUGACGGAACUCGCGCGUAUUGUCAGUCCUAUACAUUUUGGCUGUGUACGCACAGCCUGGAUACCAGCUCAUUUGCCCAGAUGUUGCUUUAUCGUUAGCGAUGGCCAAAAUCUCGUGAUUUAUCAAACUAAUGUGAGAGCACACGAUCUGGUUGAAAUGGAUGACUCUACGAAACAACUUGGAAGUCCUAUUGAGAGCAUGGCGGAUAUGAACCAAGUCCAUAUCAAAAUGGCAGAUCUGAUGCCCCUUCUUAUCCCACGCGAGGACUGUUUCGUUGUCGAUGAACGCUCUCUGUUGAAUCUCAUCGAGUCUAGUAAACAUAAUCAGGCAUCGCUGCCGCAGCCACCACCUUUACCACAGCCGCAACAUCCCGGAAAUCGGAAG
This is a messenger RNA of Cylicocyclus nassatus, 638 nucleotides long. The record is from the annotation of a GenBank genome assembly. Lineage: Eukaryota; Metazoa; Nematoda; Chromadorea; Rhabditida; Strongylidae.